GGAGGAGGGUAAAAUGAUCCCAGAUCAGUGUCUGUUUUGGUGUCAAGCCUGCUCUCGCGCUGCUCGCCCAGUGAGCUGCAGCCUCGCGAUAGCCUCGCCUCACCGACGCUAGAAUCAGAGCUUCGCGUGCGAACUGGAUGCUGCCGAGAGGCGCGCGCGCUGCGGUCAUCAUGCAAAGGUUACGUUGGAUCCGAGUCAAGAAGCAGUUCCCCCGCAGGACCGUCUCGGGCGACAACAUGCGAGCCGUCUAGCGGCGACGAAGACGGGACUGACAUCCCCCCCUACUCCCUCCUCCUCACCCUCGCUUUCUGCCGGUGUGUGUUCGGGCUGCGGCAGGUGCCAGAACGAUGGACGCGAUAAGUUUGGGAUUUCCGCAAGCGGCAGUGCGUACGCUGGCUCCUCUCGGCGGUAAAGCGGCUUCAUGAGUGUCCAAAGUAACAGUGGAAGUGGUGGUGGAAGUUUGGAGGCGACGCCAUCUUGGUCGCAGCUCUCCUCGUCCCCUACGAUUUCUCAAAAACACGUAACGGCGACCGCAAAGAGCAAGGAAGGAGCAAUGGAGGAGCUGCACAGCUUGGACCCCAGGAGACAGGAGCUGCUGGAGGCCAGGUUUACGGGAGCUGUCAGCGGCAACACGGCAGGCAGCACCGGGAGCGCCAGUGGAGGCGCUAAGGGUCUGGCUAAUGAGUCCUCCAACCACAGCUAUGGAAGCCUGGGAUCAUCCAGCGACAAGGAGUCCGAGACCCCAGAGAAGAAGCACUCUGAGUCGUCCAGGGGCCGGAAAAGGAAAGCCGAUACCUAUUCUGAGAGCAGUCAAGGUAUGCUGCAUAUAAACGGUGGGACUCAUGCUAACAUAGCCGCCCCACAGCUUCCCUUUAAACGCAGUCCUGUCGUUUGGUUGCCAGGGAAGACCUCGACACGCGGGCCAAAGAUCAGUGACUUUUUUGACUUUCAGGGUGGAAAUGGCUCCAGUCCCGUUAGAGGCCUCCCAUCCGCCCGCCGCUCACCCCAGAGCUCGCAGUCUGCACCCGGCUUAAUAAUCCGUCAGAACAGCUCCUCGCCCACCAGUCUGUGUUUUGGGGAGCACAGCCUCAAAGCUUCGCUAAGCAAAUGUGUCCAGACGGAGCUGACGGGCCUGAAGCUCGCUGCCCUGGAGAGCAACAAGAGUCUGGACCUGGAGAAAAAAGAAGGGCGAAUAGACGACCUGCUGAGAGCCAACUGUGACCUGCGCAGACAGAUCGAUGAGCAGCAGAAGCUCCUGGAGAAAUACAAGGAGAGACUCAACAAGUGCAUCACCAUGAGCAAGAAGCUGCUAAUAGAGAAGAGCACCCAGGAGAAGCAGUCGAGCCGCGAGAAGAGCAUGCGCGACCGCCUCCGGCUCGGACACUUCACCACCGUCCGACACGGCGCGUCCUACACGGAGCAGUGGACCGAUGGAUACGCAUUCCAGAACCUCAUCAAGCAACAGGAGAGCAUCAACCAGCAGAGGGAGGAUAUCGAGCGGCAGAGAAAGCUGCUGGCCAAGAGGAAACCGCCGAACCCAGCGUCUCCCUCUCUGUCGCUGGCCUCCACGUCUGAGCCCAAACAGCGCAAAACUAAAGUGGUGAACGGCAACGAUUCCGACCCCUUCCUGAAGCCCUCUCUGCCCCAGCUGCUGACCCUCGCUGAGUACCACGAGCAGGAAGAGAUCUUCAAGCUUCGGCUCGGACACCUAAAAAAGGAGGAAGCUGAGAUCCAGGCGGAGCUGGAACGGUUGGAGCGGGUGAGGAACCUUCACAUCAGGGAGCUGAAGAGGAUAAACAACGAGGACAGCUCGGCUUUCAAAGACCAUCCCACCCUGAACGAGCGCUACCUGCUGCUGCACCUGUUGGGCCGGGGCGGCUUCAGCGAAGUCUACAAGGCAUUUGACCUGUUUGAGCAGCGCUACGCCGCCGUCAAAAUCCACCAGCUCAACAAGAACUGGAGGGAGGAGAAGAAGGAAAAUUACCACAAGCACGCAUGCAGAGAGUACCGGAUACACAAGCAGCUGGACCAUCCCAGGAUAGUCAAGCUCUACGACUACUUCUCCCUGGAUACCGACACGUUCUGCACUGUUCUGGAGUUCUGCGAAGGGAACGACCUGGACUUCUACCUGAAGCAGAACAAGCUGAUGUCGGAGAAAGAGGCCCGCUCCAUCGUCAUGCAGAUCGUCAGCGCGCUGCGCUACCUCAACGAGAUCAAGCCGCCCAUCAUCCACUAUGACCUCAAACCAGGAAACAUCUUACUGGUGGACGGUACCGCGUGCGGGGAAAUCAAAAUCACAGACUUUGGUUUGUCCAAGAUAAUGGACGACGACAACUAUGGCGUUGAUGGGAUGGACCUGACGUCGCAGGGUGCCGGGACCUACUGGUACCUCCCUCCAGAGUGUUUUGUCGUGGGCAAAGAACCGCCCAAGAUCUCCAACAAGGUGGACGUCUGGUCCGUGGGAGUGAUCUUCUUCCAAUGCCUCUACGGACGCAAGCCGUUUGGUCACAAUCAGUCGCAGCAGGACAUCCUCCAGGAGAACACCAUCCUCAAAGCCACAGAGGUCCAGUUUCCAGCUAAACCCCAGGCCAGCACAGAGGCCAAGGCGUUUAUCCGGCGCUGCCUGGCCUACCGCAAGGAGGACCGCUUCGACGUUCACCAGCUGUGCUCCGACUCCUACCUUCUUCCUCACAUGAGACGUUCGAACUCCUCCGGCUCGCUGCAGUCCUCCGCCUCAACCGUCGCCUCCUACUGACUCCACGCAGCGACGGGGCCCUCAGGUCCAUCCUAAAACAGCGUCGUCGCAGUCGGAGGAUUAGAAAUGUGGACUUUUUUUUUUUUUCCCCCCUGCCAGAGACGUUCCAAGAACGGAGAAUUUAGCAGCCAGACGGUGGGAGGAGGAGCUGGGUGCUGCGUUUGACAGAACGGCGCCCUUGAACUCUGAGAGAUGGGGCCGAGUAGAAAAGACUGAAACGGAGGAGAUGAGCAGCGCCGCCUUGUCCUGGGUCCGGAACAGAGAGCGAACCAAGUGUUUCUGCUUUAACCCUUAGAAAAUCUGAAACCAGUAUAUGACCUCCUCUAGUUGCACUCUCCCAACCCGCUCUCUUCAUCUCUACGUACACAUAUAAUAAUAAUAAUAAUAAUAAUCUAGCUAACCAGAUGACUAUAACACCUAGCAUUUGUGAGCAGCAGUGGGUGUGGAAACAACUCAUUUCAGAAGGAUGGCUGCAUCUGACGGCGUUUUCCUCUGCACGCAACAGGGACUCCGUCUGAAGCUGACGUUGGACCCUCGGUGGGACUGACUUUGCACUUCCGGUCCAGGUCUCCGCGGUCCAAUCAGAAGCGUUUUCGGCUCUGCAGAAGGUGGAACCGCGCAUCCCGUCUUAAAGCUUUUAUUUUACCGUUGUUCAGGCGAAAAUGCGAAUGUCUUAGAGCGACGCGGCGGGAGACGUGGCCGAGGACUCGCUGCAGAUCAACGGAGGCUGCCGUCGGGGAUUGGUUGUACAUUUCCUGUGCAGGAGACAUUACUCACUAUAGCAGAUAUAUUAUAACAAGGCGUUUCCUUGCUUUCUAAGUGUCUCCGUCCGGGUUUUUUUUUUUGUUGUUUUGUUUUCCCCCCUCUGAAGCUGUUCUCAGUUUGCUGCUAUGAAUGUUGCUUUUAGUUUAUUUUAACACGUGAAUGAGUUUCACCUUCGCAAUCGAUGCAUACUUGAACUUUACGAGGAAAUUUCCAGAGCCUGUGUUGUUUGGAAGGAAUGCCUGAUUUAUUAUUUUUUUCUUCUUGUUCAGCCAACAUCCAUCGUCUCCUCAGACCUCUGUUUGUUUCAUGACUUAGAAGACCUUGUGUGCUGUGUCGUGAGGAGUAUCCCCACCUGUCCAUGCCGCAGGAGGCGAGGAAAGUUACUGCGUUAUUAACUUCAGCUGGAGAACAAAUAUCCAAACUGUUUGUCAUGGUGUAAAUAAAAGCUCUGACCUGUA
Messenger RNA from Fundulus heteroclitus (mummichog), 3978 nucleotides. Its product is annotated as serine/threonine-protein kinase tousled-like 1-B. Gene Ontology annotation, cellular component: nucleus. Gene Ontology annotation, biological process: chromosome segregation; intracellular signal transduction; peptidyl-serine phosphorylation. The record is from RefSeq and is a predicted model, not a curated record. NCBI's taxonomy places the organism in Eukaryota, Metazoa, Chordata, Actinopteri, Cyprinodontiformes, Fundulidae. The coding region runs from base 422 to 2755 and encodes 777 amino acids. Gene Ontology annotation, molecular function: protein serine/threonine kinase activity; ATP binding. The transcript has 20 exons.